UGUAGUUUCAUCAAAUUUAAUUUCAUAUAUUGAUUAUUAAUUUCCCAAAUUCUGCGCCAACUUUGUGGCAAAUUAUUAAAAAAAAAAAAUUGCCGGUGCUUUUUGUGGGCUUCACCUGGCACACUCUGGGGCACUUCUCUGUGCGCUUCUUCCUGCCCCGUCUCUCAGCUUGGAGCGGCAUCUGCUGCGCCGUUUGCCAGUUUGAGUGGGCAUUUUUAUGCAGCCAAUGCGAGCUGCUGUUUAGGGGCUUCUUAGCUGUUUCUUAAGUUUAUGAGCUGCUCGACUUGCUGCACGGUUUUCAGCAGCAGGCGGGCGGGGCCUUUUCCCUUAUCUCUAAGCCAACCAAAGGCAACAAAGUUGCUUCCAGUUUUGCUUUUGCUUUCGUGACUUUUCUGUUAUGCUUUUACAUUUAACUUUUGGAUUUUAUGCGCGUUAUAAGCACGCACGCACACGCACACGCACACACACGGACAUACACAUGCACACAUGAAAUUGAAGGCAGCAAAAAAUCAGUGCAUACUUCUGGGCUGGGACGGGAAACUAGAAAACACAUAUCAAAUUCGCAAUCUAAAUGUACCGAUCUAUGCCUUUAUCUAUAAUAAAUGUUUAUGCGUAUGCGUAUGUAUGUAUGCUUCGUUUCGUUUCCAACACGUUCCGCACACACGCACGGCUAACAAGAGUAUAAAUACAAACUGAGCAAAUGAUUUCAAUUUAUGUUUUAUGUUAAGUCUCUAACAAUAUCUAUGUGUUUGUCUAUGUGUAUGUGUUUAUAUAUGUGAUAUCUUUAAGUAGCCUAAUUGUUUAUGAGUGCAUAUCUCUGUCUAUAUAGAUAUAGAAAGGGAUUGAAGCUUUUAAUUUAUGCAAGCGAGAAGCGCACACAAGGCAACAAUUCGAAAUUAAUUUGAGUGUUGCAUAACAAAAGAAAAAAUAAAAACAGAAGAAAAAAUAAACCAAAACAAAAAAACAAAAGUGCGAGAAAGACACUUCGCGACAAUAUGAAGCUAAAAAGCGUUAAGCAAAUGGCAAACGAAAUAAGAAAUAAAAAGCAGCGAAAAUGAAGUGCAACAAGUGCGAAGCAAUACAGUAGGAGCCACAACAACAAAAGAGAAAAGCGAACAGCAAAGCGAACGAGCGAAGGCGAAACGCUAGCAAAGAACUAUCGGUAAAAAAGGAACGGUGAAAAGGAACGUUAAACGGCUAACGGUGAACGGUUAAUGUUGUAACGUGUUGCAAUUCCAUUGCGUUUCGGUUCGGUUCGUUUCGUUUCGUUUCGUUAUAAUUCCGUUACGUUGCGUACACUUUUGUACAGUUUCGCUUCGUUUCGUUCCGUUUCCGUUUCGUUCCGCUACUUCCGGCUGCACUUCCAAUGGCUGUUUGUUCCUUAUGAUGGAGACAUUUCUUGUCCUGGGCCUGUGUUUUAUCCUGUACGAAGCAUUGGAUUUCUUUCAAGGCUGCAUACACAGCAACACGCCCACACCGAGCGACCAGAUCGAGGCCUAUCGCCGCGAACUCGACGAACAGCGCCAGCAGCAGCAGCAGGAACAGUUCCUGGCCGGUUUAACGCCCCUGCUGGGCGCACAGUUCGCAGCCGCCGCGGCUGCCGCUGCCGCUGGCUCGCAAUCGACUCUUAGCAGCACCACGCCCACCGCCUCAACGGCCAGCGUUAUCAGUGACUCCUAUGAGCAGGAGCAAUCACAGUCCCAGUCACAGUCCCAUUCACAGUCACAGUCACAGUCACAGUCGCAGUCACAACAGCCGCAUUCACUGAGCACACCCGGCCUAUUUCGGCCCGCCGCAUUGGGCUAUUACGAUCCGGAGGAUCCGUUGCAUGCAACCUCAUCGCUGCCGCGCGACUAUUACUAUCUGCAACAGCAGCAGCUGAAGAACAAGGCCAGCUCCAAGUCGCUGCUCUCGAAGUUCUCCACAACCAAUUCGGACAAUCGCAUUCAUCCGGAAGCCAGCACGCACGGUGUGCUCGGGCUGCCUGCAUCGGCGGUAAUUACCACACAGCCGCUGCCCGCCGGUGAAUCGUCGGCCAGCUUGGGUCUCUUCGAUUGCCAGCCGCCGCUGGUGCCGCUGCUGCCUGCAUCGCCGUUGUUCCUGGAGCUGAAGCGUGCUAUAAUAAGCACUCAAGGAAAAAAGCAGACGACGCGUCGUCACAUCGUCGACGACGACGAGCUUCUGAGCGAUAACGAUAACGAUAUCGAUAUCGAUACCAUUUGCCCGCAGUGCGUGGAGGAGGAAGAUCAGGAGGAGGAGAACGAGGAGAACGAGGAGAACGACAGCGAGCUAUCCAGAAACUCCAGUUCCGGCUCCGACUGCCAUUCACCAGCCGGUGCCGCCAACAGUGAGCCGAACAUCUGCGCAGCAUCGCAGCUGCCGCGCAUCCAUCACAUUGCCAUCGACGAUAUAGGAAUCGGUGGCAUCGGGCAGACGUCAUCCAGCGUGGAGGCGAACCAUUGCCUGGCGGCCAGUUCCAGUUCCAGUUCGCACGCCGAUUUCCGGGAGAUCGAGUGCGAGCGUCUGCGACGCAAGUGCGUGAGCGUUAAGCGCAUCUAUAGCAUAUCGGAGAAGUUCUAAGCAAAAUUCCACAACUAUCCAAAUCCAAAUCUAAAUCAAACUCAAAACUCAACUCAUUUUUGUACAAAUGCGCAAAACUCACCAUUGCACCUGUCAGAACCAAAAGCAAACAGAAAAGAAACAAAAAAAAAAACUACCGAAUUACGCAAAAAAUCGCAUCCAAUAAUCAAAAAUAUCAAUUUACAAUCGAAUCGAAAUCCAAAUCAAUAUCAAAAUCAAAAUCAAAAUCAUCAAUCGAAUCUGCCUCACUGAAUUUCCAAAUU
This is a messenger RNA of Drosophila virilis, 2843 nucleotides long. The record is from RefSeq and is a predicted model, not a curated record. NCBI's taxonomy places the organism in Eukaryota, Metazoa, Arthropoda, Insecta, Diptera, Drosophilidae.